Messenger RNA from Rhincodon typus (whale shark), 378 nucleotides. RefSeq names its product arf-GAP with coiled-coil, ANK repeat and PH domain-containing protein 2-like. Bases 1 to 378 code for a protein of 125 amino acids. The record is from RefSeq and is a predicted model, not a curated record. Gene Ontology annotation, molecular function: protein binding; GTPase activator activity. Lineage: Eukaryota; Metazoa; Chordata; Chondrichthyes; Orectolobiformes; Rhincodontidae. The transcript has 3 exons. Gene Ontology annotation, cellular component: cytoplasm.
AUGGAGACGUUGCUGUUACGCAGGGAUAUUUGGAGACUGCGGGACCUGAGAAAGAACUUUGAGAGGAUCAGCGAGGACCUGGAGACUGCGGUGCUGAAAAAUGGGCAGGUCUGCAGGCAGCGGGUCCAGGAGUCCCAGGAAUGCAGUCACCUCCUGGUUGCUACUCGCAAAUGUUUUCGCCACCUUGCUCUGGACUACGUCCUGCAGAUGAAUGCUUUUGAGAUUCAGCAGAAGUUCAAAAUCCUGAACACAGUUCUGGCCUACCUGAAAUCUGAGCACACCUUCUUCCACCAGGGCUAUGAUCUGGUCUCCGACCUCGAUCCCUUGACAAAGGUCAUUUGUUCUCAGGUAAUCAUGUCUCCUGCACUGUUGGAGUAA